AUGAUGAUACAUAUUUUUGGUUGGUAUACUUGUCAAGAAAACUACUACUUAACACAAAAAACAAAAUGCCUUCUCUGUUCUUAUUCCUGUAUAACUUGUUAUUAUGGAACAUCAGGUGAUUGUUUUAAUUGUAACAGUGGCUAUUACAUGUCCAAUUUGAGCACCUGUUCGACUUGUCAUAGUUGGUGUUCAACUUGUUAUGGUGGUUCAAAUACCCAGUGUUUUACUUGUAAAACUGGGUAUUUUUUACAAGGUACAAACACAUGUUUGCAAUGUGACUCAACCUGUUCAAUGUGUUCUGGAUCUCUAACAACCUGUUUAACAUGUAAAUGUUAUUAUUAUUUGUCUGGUAACACAUGUAUCAAAUGUGAUUCAUCGUGUGGAACUUGUAAUGGUACAAACCCGAACAAUUGUAUAUCAUGCUUGUCCAAUUAUGUUUUAUCAAAUGGCUAUUGUUUCAAGUGUGAUUCAUCGUGUUAUACUUGUAAUGGUCCUGAGCCAAAUAACUGCUUGUCUUGUUUACAUUCAAUAAGUACGUCUAAUGGAUAUUGUUUAAAGUGUGAUUAUCCAUGUUUUAGAUGUGAAGGUAUUGUUUCAAACGACUGUAUAGAUUGUUUUAUUCAUAUCUAUUUAAAAGAUAAUUAA
Messenger RNA from Entamoeba invadens IP1, 645 nucleotides. RefSeq lists its product as hypothetical. The record is from RefSeq and is a predicted model, not a curated record. The coding region runs from base 1 to 645 and encodes 214 amino acids. Lineage: Eukaryota; Evosea; Mastigamoebida; Endamoebidae. The transcript has a single exon.